UCCACUCUGUGUUGCCAAAAGCCCGCACGGCGACCUUCAAAUACCCCCCAGAGCCUUGGCGCCCGAACGUAAUCGUCUCAAUUCGCAACUUACAGGCAACAGCCUGUCUUCUUCUUCCCCUCGCGCGAGCCCCAACUCCCAGGAGGAACCCAUCCCCAAAUCCCCACCUCUCUCUCUCCACCGCGAAGCUCCCACCGCCUCUGCUCUUCUCUGCGGAAGCAACCGGCGACCGAUGGACCGGUUCCCCGACGGGCAUCACGUGCGGCUGCGCAGCCUCCUGCUCGGCACGUACCUCCACGCCGCCGACGACGGGAUCGGGGUCCGCCUCGACCCGGACCAGGCGUCGGUGAACGCCGCGUGGACGGUGCACCGGUACCAGGGAGAGGAUUAUGCCAUCGGCCACCUGCUACUGCACAGCGCCGCCUUCGGCCGCUACCUCGCCGCCACCGACUCGUGGGCGCCGUUUGGCCAGCGCGGCUCCCGCCUCGAGCUGCGCGAGUUCGACGAGCCUGAGGUGGGUGAGAUCAUGUGGGAGGCCAGGCCCCGGAAGCGGAACAACGCCGUCCUUCUCCGUCACGUCAGCGACCGCCUACUCCGCGCCAACGGGGGACGACUCUUCAACUGGAACAGCGGCGUCACCGUCGACAAAAUCGAAAACCUGAGCGCGAUGAAUCGGUGGGUUGUGGAGCCUAUCCCGCCCCUUCAGGCUUAUCCUGGCGUUCCAAAUCCGAUUGCGGAACCCCUUUCCAGUCGCAAGUUCAUGUGCUUACCGCUCGAGCGCGAGCCGCCGCCGGUGCGGGUGAUCCGGUUCCAGCGGGCGAACGCCGACGGGACGUUCAACGAGGACGGCUGGACCGAGUUCCAGUUCAGGGGCAACUCCAGCUACCUCCUGAGGUUAGAGCUGCUCGUCCGUCUGGACAUCGUCGACUUCAUCAUGUGCGUGCGAGCGGGCCGCUACGGGCGGCUCACCCCGAUGCUCGCCAACCUGCCAAGCGGCACGGGCGACACCCUCGACAUCGUCGCCAUCCACUCCCUGUCGCCAGGCGCAGAUGAGCUGCGCUACCCGGACAUGGACACGGCACCGGACAUGGACGCGGCACCGGACAUUGACACGGAACCGGACGUGGACGCGGAAACGGACGUGGACGCGGCCUAGAUGAGAUCAGCACAGGACUCCUGACAGACGCCUCACAGUUCACCUUCUUCAGAAGUGUUACCGCCUCGGACACGACAUCAUGAGAAUUCAGAAAUUUUGCAUAGAGAUAUAGGUUCAGAAAAACUCAGCAGCUCUUGUGUUUCUGCUAGCUAUAAACUUGAUCUGUUCUCCUGACAGGCAGGACCUGUUUGCUUCGGCUGCGCAGUUCUAAAAUUCAGAACUGUUGAAGGGGUUAAGUAGAAUGGCUGAACAGUUAUGAAGUGACAGUGGUUGUAAUGGUUGCUCUUAUUCUGGCAACUACUUUUUGAUAGCUAG
Molecule: messenger RNA, 1471 nt
Organism: Brachypodium distachyon (stiff brome)
Lineage: Eukaryota; Viridiplantae; Streptophyta; Magnoliopsida; Poales; Poaceae
Exons: 3
Coding region: 233-1156 (307 amino acids)
Source: RefSeq, a predicted model, not a curated record